Camellia sinensis is the source of this 765-nucleotide messenger RNA. RefSeq lists its product as uncharacterized. Lineage: Eukaryota; Viridiplantae; Streptophyta; Magnoliopsida; Ericales; Theaceae. Gene Ontology annotation, molecular function: zinc ion binding; nucleic acid binding. The record is from RefSeq and is a predicted model, not a curated record.
AUGGGCAUAACUGAAGUCGCUGAUAGAAGAGCUUUGGCAGUAUUCGAGCUUGAUGAUGAGGCCUACCACUGGUGCGAGUUAAUCAAGAAUACUCGUGACGUAGCUAGUCUGUCAUGGAACCAGUUUAGGGAACUAUUCCUAAAUAAAUAUUUCGCAAAUACGGUCUACCGAGAGCAAGUCAAGGAAUUCCAAAACCUAGAACAGGGGAAUAUGACCAUGACCCAGUAUGCUGCAAAAUUUGAAGAGUUAGCCCUUUCCGCAACUAGAUAUGUAGCAAAUGAUGAAGGGAAAGGAAGGAUGUUUGAGUGGGGGUUGGACCUUACAAUCAGAGGAAAAGUUCUUCUGCCACGACUCCACUCAUAUGCCGAGGUGUUGGAAACGGUAUUAGAGCCCGAAAGGGAAGUAACCGAUGCUAGAAAGGCUUGGAACAAGCGGAGAGGGAGUCAAACAUAUAUUGGACCUCAGAGGAACCAGAAAGGAAACAUGGCCUCAAAGCCCUACUCUAGACCACAGCAACAGAUCCAGAAAGAAGGCUAUCAGACAAGGCCAGCAAGACAUCUCCAAUACUUUCAUUGCCAACAAUUGGGGCACAAAAAGAGCGAAUGCCCCCAACUCCCUCCAUCCGGAUACCAAGGAGGAGGUUCUAGGGAAAAUACCCAGGCAUUAGCUAGGCAGAAGCCUUUGACAAACAAGACAGGAUCUACCAGAAGAGUAGGGGAACUCAGAAUGCCAGAAAAGUGGGGGAACUCAGAACGCCAAGACUAG